AUGCCUGCGGACCUCAGGAGAACAUAUAGCACGCGCUCUUCCACGGCUAAAUCCCUCCUACCGUCCUCGCCAACCUCCGAGCUCACCUCACCACCUCCGACCAAGCGGAAGCGGCCAUUCACCGACCGUCCCACGGAGCAGAAUACCCCAACCAAGAAGCCGCGACGCGUCCUCAAAUCUGACGGGAAGGUUGCGAAGUCGGGGGAUAAGGGCAAAAGCAAGCAACCCAAGCUCACUCAGCUGCAUUUCUCGUUGGACACUCCGACGCUCCGCACCUGUCCCCUAUGUGACCUCUCCUACACUCGGGGCGCUCCUGAUGAUGAGUCUCUACACAAGGCGCAUUGCGCACGCGUUCAGCGUGGUCUUGAGUGGGGUAAGGAGGAGACGCGCGAAGAAACCAAGGGAGGCGUCGAGGAGCUUGAGAGUAACAUCAAGCUCAGCAACGGCUCGCGCGGGCGUAUCAUCUGCUUCCGCCCCGACAUUGGCGGCAAGAUCGGCGCCAAGCUCUCCCUUCUGCUCGAGACUAUUCGCCUCGCGCUUUCCUCUCCGGCACUCUCCAAGGCGGUGCUCCAUAAAUCCAAGAUCUACCUCUUCCUCUCCUCCCCGCCCGGCCCCGCGCCGCAGAGAGAGAAGAUCGUUGGCUGCGUCGUCGCCCAACGCAUCUCUUCCGCCAUGGCUAUCGCCCGUCCGUCCGAAAUUUCCGCCGCGUUUCCCUCCACACACACUACCUCGUCCUCUUCCCAGCCAGCCGCCGAAACUCUCGAGCCCGCUACCCAGGCAUCGCCUUCCGUUAAUCCCGCUUUGUCGCUUCUCCCUGUGGACGACUCAACGAACCUCUACGUUCACCCCACAUUGCUGCCCACCAGCAUGGGUGUUCCUCGGCUGUUCGUCUCGUCCGAGCACCGCCGGCUGGGCAUCGCGUCUCGUCUGCUCUCUGUCGCCGCGGCAACGUUCAUCCAUGGGUGCCCGCUGAACCCUGCGCGGGGCCACAUCGCGUUCACUCAGCCGACAGGCGCGGGCAAGGCCGUCCUUGAGGCCUGGGGCAAGGGUGGUGUGCGGAUCUACGAGGAGGAAGCGAACAUCUGAACUCUGGAGUCUGAUCUUUCAAUAAUUGUGUUAUGCAACUAUAUAUAAUGCAGAGUUCCUGGACCACUGUCGAUGACGAUGGCGUCUGGACAUGCCGAACCGUUGUAGAUGUACGCUUGCUCUAUAUGUUUUAUUCCUUCAUAAGUAUUCAAGGUUCCUGCAUGUUACCCUGCACUCGAUAUACCGCCUGUAGUUUUGCU
Molecule: messenger RNA, 1286 nt
Organism: Dichomitus squalens LYAD-421 SS1
Lineage: Eukaryota; Fungi; Basidiomycota; Agaricomycetes; Polyporales; Polyporaceae
Exons: 2
Coding region: 1-1086 (361 amino acids)
Biological process (GO): mitotic sister chromatid cohesion
Cellular component (GO): chromatin; nucleus
Molecular function (GO): protein-lysine-acetyltransferase activity
Source: RefSeq, a predicted model, not a curated record